Messenger RNA from Chaetomium globosum CBS 148.51, 2343 nucleotides. RefSeq lists its product as uncharacterized. Lineage: Eukaryota; Fungi; Ascomycota; Sordariomycetes; Sordariales; Chaetomiaceae. The transcript is spliced from 7 exons. Gene Ontology annotation, biological process: endoplasmic reticulum to Golgi vesicle-mediated transport; mitotic spindle assembly checkpoint signaling. The coding region runs from base 1 to 2343 and encodes 780 amino acids. The record is from RefSeq and is a predicted model, not a curated record. Gene Ontology annotation, cellular component: RZZ complex.
AUGGAAACUCCCGAUCCGCCAGCCGCGCAUAUGGCGCAAGCCCUCGUCGAUUUCUCUCUUUUCGGUGCGUUCCCCGAAGACGCUGUCUCGUCACUACCCAUCAACGCCGAAUCCCUACCCACGGCCAUCAAGGCACUCGCAGACGCCAAGGCAAAGCUUCAGGCCGAAAUACAUGCUAUCAGCGAGGAAACAGCCGACGACGUGAGAACCUGGCAAACGAAUGCGCAAUCCGUCCAGGACGACAUCCUCCGAUCCAAAGCUCUCGCGGCCGAGAUAGUUAAGGCCUCCGAGACCCCUGCCGUGUCAGGACGUACAGUAGACGAGAUCGAAGCGAAAGCCGACUUCCUGAUUCGCGAGCUGAACUACAAUGCCCAAGUCCACGAGACACUCAAGGGAAUCAAAACCGUGAAUCAGACCCUCGAUGAGGUUGAGCAGGCGCGGGAUGAACGGCGCAUUCUAGAUGCACUACACCUACUUGAAAAGUCCUGGAAGCAACUAGAUGUCGUAGGAGUGAACAGGACCUGCCGUGCCGUCAAGCUCCUCGACAUCAGGGCGUUCGAACUGAAAUCAGAUGUUCAUGAUGUGUUUGAUCAUGUGUGGAACGCACUUAUCAAUGUCGAUGCGGAGAGCCAGAGGGUCUCAAUAAGCAGUAGUCGAGAAGAUGAGCCAAUGAGCCUCGAAAACGCCGUAAUAGGUUUGAGGGCAUACAAUGAGGUGGAUGAACGCAUGAGCCGCCUCUGGCAGGACAUCAACAAAGCGAUCCUGCUUCCGAGGAUGGAUAUCAGCAAGGAAACUUUGCCUAGCAUCCACAUUCAAGAUGUCUUCUCUUUCCUAGUCCAGCGGCUACCCCCUGACCUUAUCGAUACUAUCUCGGCCACCCUACUACCAGAAACAAUACACAGUAUUACCAGUGUCUGGCUGGACUCAGCCGUACCAUCAUCUCUCCGGGACAUGGAUAAGUUCCAAGAGGUCAUUGAAGCUGCCAAAGCCUUCUGCGCAAGAUUAAAAGCACUUGGUUUCACUAACCUCGGUGGUCUGCAAGAAUGGGCGGACAAUGCGCCGAAGGUGUGGCUCGCAAAAUGCAGAGAAGCUGCGCUAGAUUCUAUGCGGAUCAAGCUUUCUCGAGGUCUCGGGGCCCCGAAGCGGGUGGAAAAGGUAGAGAAACAGAUGGUUUCGAAGUCAGAAGGCCAGCAAUUGGUCGCUAAUGGUGCUGUCGCUUCUGCUGACGACCACGGCUGGGACGCUUGGGAUGAUGGCGAGCAGGUGGUCCCAGAAGAAACAACAACCAACAAAACUGAUGAGCCCCCGGAUGGCGAUGACGACGGUGCCGAUGCGUGGGGUUGGGGAGAGGAGGAGGCCACAACAGAGGAACCGAGCGUGAAAGCUGCGGCGGUACCUAGCGAGAAAGAACCAGACGAGGAAGAAGACCCGUCGGAAGCUUGGGGAUGGGGUGACGAAGGCGGCGCCGAUGAAGCCGAAACUGCAGACAACCCUACAGCGCCGCGAUCAGAACCACAGACCCGAGAGUUGGUCCUGAAAGAGACUUACAGCAUCUCUUCCACGCCGCAGCCAGUUCUAGACUUGAUAUUUGCGAUAGUCGAAGACGGUGCCGCCUUGACGCAUGACAGCCACGCGAACAGCCCGGUCGCAGCUCAAGCAGCAGGGCUGUUCAGUCUUCCCACGCUCGUCCUAGCCAUAUUUCGGGCCAUUUCACCUCACUAUUACUCUCCGGGGAUCGGUGGCAAUAUGCAAGUCGGACUCCAAAAAACGGUCCUGCGUGACCUAUUAGGCGGCGAACAAAACCUCCUGCACCAACCCGACACCGCAUCCGCCGUCUCCUCGGCCACAGCCCACGCCCGCUCCCUCGCCACGGCCUGGGAGGACAUCCUCGCGCGCUCCGUCUGGCAGCAGGCGGUCGGCAGCCUGGUCGACGCCGUCGCCGCCAAGAUGAUCGCCGACGUCAUGGACCUGCCCUCCAUCGGCCAGGACGAGGCCUACAACAUCGCAGGGCUGAUCUCGUCCGUCGAGGAGCUCGAUGAUUUGUUCCUGCCGAGUCGGUUGGCGGCGGCAUCGGGUUCCCAACGGGGGGUGAUGAAGAAAGUGGAGGGCGAGGUACCUGUGACGGCGCAGUUUGCGGGGAACUGGUUGCGGCUGAAGUAUCUUAGUGAGGUGCUGCAGAGUAACUUGAAGGAUGUGCGGUUCUUGUGGGUGGAAGGGGAGCUGAGCUUGUAUUUUACGGCGGAGGAGGUGGUGGAUUUGGUGAAGGUGAGCUUUGAGGAUAAUGUGAGGACGAGGGAGGUGAUUCGUGAGAUUAGAGGGAAUGUGCAGCCGUUGGGGGUGUGA